This is a messenger RNA of Nerophis lumbriciformis (worm pipefish), 1434 nucleotides long. The record is from RefSeq and is a predicted model, not a curated record. NCBI's taxonomy places the organism in Eukaryota, Metazoa, Chordata, Actinopteri, Syngnathiformes, Syngnathidae.
AUGUACGAAAGCGUGGAUGUCGUGGGUUUGAGCCCCAGCCCUCGCAGUCCCAGCAGCGGUUCUUUCCUGAGCAUGGACUACUACCACAGACCACCGGGGUUCGAGCCUGAGAAAGGACUUCUAUCCGGCGUCGGGGGGCUUCAGAGGCCGUUCGGAGGAUCCCUUGUGUCCGGCAGGCACUGGAGUGGAUCUUGUCACUCAAUAGAAACUGAAAGCACGAGUUCUGGAGAAGAUUUGCUGGUCACAAGCCCCCCAUCUCCACCACCUCCGCCGCGCAUCUACAAGCCUUGCUUUGUAUGUCAGGAUAAAUCUUCAGGAUACCACUAUGGAGUCAGUGCAUGCGAGGGCUGCAAGGGGUUCUUUCGGAGGAGUAUCCAGAAAAACAUGGCAUACACUUGUCAUCGAGACAAAGUUUGUGUCAUUAACAAAGUCACACGCAACCGAUGUCAGUCCUGUCGCCUGCAAAAAUGCCUCGAAGUUGGAAUGUCCAAGGAGUUGGUCCGAAAUGACCGGACAAAGAAGAAGAAGGAAGAAAAGAGGCAAGUGGAGGUGGAGGUCUAUGUCUUGUCGGCAGAAACGGAGCAAAUGAUUGAGCGAGUUCGCCGUGCGCACCAAGACACAUUUCCUUCUCUUGGUCAGCUGGGAAAGUACACUACGAGCAACAGUGCUGAGCACCGUGUCCCUCUGGAUGUCAACUUAUGGGACAAGUUUAGUGAACUGUCCACCAAAUGCAUUAUAAAGACAGUGGAGUUCGCCAAGCAUCUGCCAGGCUUCACGACGUUAAGCAUUGCCGAUCAGAUCACCCUUCUCAAAGCUGCCUGUCUCGAUAUCUUGAUUCUGAGGAUCUGCACACGCUACACCCCAGACCAGGACACAAUGACCUUCUCGGAUGGUCUGACGCUCAACCGCACGCAGAUGCACAAUGCCGGGUUUGGACCGCUCACAGACCUGGUGUUCUCUUUCGCCAACCAACUGCUCCCACUGGAAAUGGAUGAUGCAGAAACAGGAUUACUUAGUGCCAUCUGCUUGCUCUGUGGAGACCGUCAAGAUCUAGAGGAGUCAGACAAAGUGGAUGUUCUUCAAGAGCCAAUGCUGGAAGCUCUGAAGCUCUAUGUCCGCCGGAGGAGGCCUGACAAACCUUGCAUGUUCCCUAAGAUCCUCAUGAAAAUUACGGACCUUAGAAGCAUCAGCGUGAAGGGAGCAGAACGAGUAAUCACACUGAAAAUGGAGAUCCCUGGUUCCAUGCCUCCACUCAUUCAGGAAAUGCUGGAGAACUCUGAGGGACUCGAGGGCCAAGGUGCUGGGGGAGGGAAAGGAAGAGACAAAGGUGGCAGGCAACAGGAAAAGCACCAAAAUUCCGCCAUUCCGUCCCCGAUGUCAGUUCCAUCUCCCAGCCAGAGCCCCCCAGUUAGAACCCCGUCCCCUUGCCUCUGA